Rotaria sordida is the source of this 1080-nucleotide messenger RNA. The record is from the annotation of a GenBank genome assembly. Lineage: Eukaryota; Metazoa; Rotifera; Eurotatoria; Philodinida; Philodinidae.
AUGGGUUGUCUGUUUUCGUAUAUUGCGUCUUUCUUGGGUUGGUCAGGAUCUAGUGAUAUUGUAGAAGAACCACCACCACGUCCAGUCUAUUCAUGGGAAAGAGCUGAUCGAGUAGCAAUUAGAAAAGAAGAUUUCAUUCUCGAUAAAUUGAAAGAUCAAACAAUUUUUCGAUUACCAGGCUCAGUUAAUGGACAACAAUUUAUCAUUCAAAACUGUGAGAAUUGUACAGUCUAUGUAUUCGAUCAUACUGGUCAAGUACAAAUUGAUGAUUGUAUUAAUUGUAAAAUAUUUAUUGGUCCUGUUCACGGAAGUAUUUUCAUUCGAGAUUCAAUAAAUUGUGUAUUAGCAACAAUAUGUCAACAAUUUCGUACUCGAGAUUGUCGUGAUACAUAUGUUUAUUUAUCAUGUACAAGUCAACCAAUUAUUGAAGCAUCACAUAAUAUUAAAUUUGGAUGUUUAACAUUCAAUUAUCAACAAUUAGCUGAUCAAUAUAAAUCAGCUGAUAUUAACCCAUGGAAUAAUAAUUGGGGUCAUAUUCAUGAUUUUACAACAAUUCCUGAUGGAAAAAAUUAUUCAUUACUUGAUAAAAAUGAAAAUGUUUUUAAAUAUUUGCCUGUGCCAACUGAUCCAUCAUGUAGUCAUUUAAAUAUCAAGGAUGAUAUUGAUACAAGUAUUACACCAUAUACUUAUGGUGAAUUAUAUCGUCAUCGAACGGAAGAACGUUGUUUGGUAAUAUUUUUUCAAGAUUCAAAUGCUGAUGCUUGUGCUCGUGCGUUAAUUGCAAUGACAAAACAAUCUGAAAUUGUACUCGUACAAAGCAAAUCAUAUAAAAUUGAUGAAACAAGUGCUGAACGAAUGUUUGGAGGUAAUCGUACAUAUACACCAUUAGUUACUAAAGGUCCUGUUAUUGGACUUGAAUUUGCUGGUGAAAAUUGUAUAUCGAUUUGUCAACAAUGUCUUAAUAAUUUAUUAGCAACAAAAUAUCAAAAUUUACCUCAUUUCAUCAGUCAAUCAUCAACUGAUGCUCGUAUACAACUUGAUAAAUUUUAUAAUUUUGCUAGUAUGCAAAUGUUUGCAUAA